CUUCAAACAAGGCAACCCCUCCCAGCCACCACCUUUUCUUCCUCACCUCGACACCAGCACCCCUCCGCUGUGUGCUCUCUUCUUUACUCUUCUUCUCUUCUCGUAUCAUAUAUUCACGGGACUUUCGUUCGGAACCGUAUUUCAAUUCCUCCACUUGCAGCCGGCUGACUAUCGGGUGCUGUUUUGCUUACGGCUUUGUUUCACCGUGUUUUAGAGACUCUAUUACUUCUUCACACUCUACACCUGCCCGACACACACACGCGCACCUGUGUCUUGCGGGCAGAAGACUAGAACAGAUCCACCAUGAACGGCUCGUUCUCUGACUCUGAGGCCGACCUGGUCGCCAGUGUGCAGCUCCAGGCGAACGACGACAUUCCAGAGGAGCCUGAGAUGGUCCUUUCAGACGACGCGGAGAGCAGCCAGGUGUUUGCCCCCCCCCCGCGGAUAGCUGCCCGCUUUUAUCGCCCUUCGAACAGCCGCCGAAAGUCUUCUGCGGCCUCGUCGCGUCGCAACUCCAUUUCUUCGACGCACUCCCACCAGUCGAACCGCUCCUACCGCAACAGCUGCCAGAGCAACCACGUUGCCCAGCAUCUCCGCCGCGCAUCCAUACUCGAGAGCCGCAAGGCAAGAUUAGCGGACCGUGCCGCACAUGCCGAACAGGUGCGUUUGCGCGCGGCCCUGGCCAAAGCAACCCCACGCAGCUCCAACAGCGAAGAGAAAGCGUUGGCAGCGCAGCAGGCCCGCGAGAGACACCUGGCGCAGGUUGCCGCAGCAUGCGCCGAGGAAGUUCGACGUGCAAAGAAAGUUGCAGAGGAAAUGAAGGAGAGAAAAGCCGCCGAAGAGCGCCGGUACAGGCUCGAAAUGGAGGAGAAGCUUGCAGAUGCUGAGCGGAGGAGGCUCGAAUACAAACGCAAUGCGCGCAGGCCCAGGACCGCCAGUUCGCCACCCACUGACACAAAGAAGCCAGCUCUGCGCCCUGCGGUAUCUUCUGAUGUGGCAGCCAAGCGCAUCCAGGCUGCCUGGAGGGCCCGGUCGAGGAAAUGCGUUGUUGACGCAUGGCUGGAGCUGGGUCUUUCCAUCGACAAGGUCCAUGACACCAGUUUUGACGACAUCACCACAUUGCUGGGGGACGAGAAGGUCCUGGCCACGACGGAGAAGAUCAUGUCGCUGUUCCAGCUGCUCCCAGAGGGAGACGCCACCCCCGGCGGGGCCGCUGUUAGAAAGUUUCUGUCGGCAUACCUCAUUCUGGGACACCCCGCACAUGUUUUGAGCCGCGAUGGCGAUCAGGAGCAAGACCUCAUCACUAAAGCUAAGGACCUCAUUAUAUCUUUCGAAUCUGCACUCUCAAAGCUUACCACCUUCAACUACUAUACCCCUUCGCCCACCCGGCUGGAAACGGUUCUGCUAGCUCAUGGCGCAUUCGUUACCGCCUUUAACGAUUGGAAGGCACGAGAUUCAUCAGCUCUCGUUGAGACCAUGGUUGCCUCAUUCGUUAACCUAGAUGCAAUUUGGCAAAGUGUCAAAGAUGAAACAAGCGACGAAGUCGCUACCGAUUAUAAAAAUGGGAUCCGGGACAAUCAAGCCAUCCUUCUCAGCAAGAUUAAAAAGCUUGCAGGGCAAGACAGGGCGUUCACCCUAAUCAGGAAAGCUAUUCGUGAGAGCCGCAAGGCAAGACCGAAGAAAAGACCCGCUGGAGACGUCCGCCCUCGUGUUGCAAUUGAUUCUCGUCCCGGAUCUCCUAUUUCAGACGAAAACUCGGCUGUGCAAACCGCAGCUGCUUCUCAGGUUUCGUCACCUCACGACCCAGCUUCUGCUGAAGGUCACCAGGCAAACUCUUUAUCGAAAGUGUUUACAGUUGUCCCCGGAAACCGCAUUCUUGUGCACGAGUUGUCCAUUGAUAAAGAAUACCGCAUUGAUGCCUCGCCCACCGCAGACUUACGGGAUGCUCUCAACAGAGAGGUAUGUGAUUCCAUGCUCAAGGGCUUUGAGAAUAGAGAAGGUGCCGUGUGGACCGUCGCUAUGGCGGAAAAUAUCCGAGCGAAGCUGCUUCGCUUGCUGAAGCCUGGCAACUCGAUGCAUACACUCAUAACUGAUACCUUGGACCCGGAGCUCAUCAACCGACAAUGUAGCCAGGGCAUGUUCUCGUACGAGAAGUUCUUCUCCUUCAUUGCCAACAUUCUUCCAAAACUCUGUGCUCCUUUCCGCGAUUCCGAGGUUAAGGCUCUUGCCGAUGAGCUCCAAGAGGAAGGUCUAUUGCCAGAGAUGAUUGAGAAGCUGUUCAAGCUCCUGCACGUCAUUGAUCUUCUCUCUCUAGAUUAUUCUAAUUUUCUAUUGAUGAACGCGGCUCCGACGCUCAUCAAAGAGGCUCCUGGAUACGAGCAGCGCAUGUUUGCACAAGAUCUAGAGUCUGGUACAAUUACAUUGGAGAGGACCCGUCGCUGGUGGCGCAGCGCUGCUGUAAAUAUGCAUACAGAAGCUGACCGCCGUGAUCCAUGGAACGAUCCGAAUCCGGUGAACCGCCCCACGCCUCAGAAGAUUUAUGCCCGCGGCCUUGUCGAUCUCGCCAUCGCGACGCCUCCGCUGAGAGACUCAGAGUUACCCGAGACACUCGAGCUUGACCGAGAUCGAAUAUCACGCAUUCGCACGGAUGCCCUUCGCAUAACCAUCAUUGGUGGUAUCCUUUUGACCGCUAAAAACCUCCUCAAGCGUGACGUCCGCUCCCAAUGGAAGCACGAAGCCAAUCGAAUGUGGGAGACACUCAAAGACGGCUAUCUCAAAGAUUCGGCAACGCCUUCCAAGAUUUCUUCUCUCCUAGAAUCAUCUCACGCGAUGCCACCUACCAGCCGUGCCCAGCUUGCAUCCACAAUCACUCGCUUGCUUACCCAAGCCGAAGCUGGAAGGCUGUCUGAUCCAGUCCUUAAGGUCCUCUUCCAAAGAUUGAAGACUCUCAUCUUCAAUCGCGUCUCAGCCAGCAGCUCUGGCGAGAGAGUUAGGGCUGCUAGCACUGCUACAGAAGGACUCGCUACGACUGGACUCCCUGAGUUUGUGAGUCAGGUUGGAGAUAUUGUCGAACAACUUGGGAAGGUCAGCGAUGUUGAUAGAAGGGCGCACGGCAGCUGGUAUGAGCAAAUUGCCGAGGAGAUGGAGAUGCUGGGGACAGGGGGCGAAGAGUUGACCCGGUCGCCUAGUGCAGGGUCUUCCGCCGAAUGAGCUGGGUGAUGUUUGAGGUUUUCGUGCUAUUGUGCUUUGUCCUUUGGAUAAGUUGAUCGAUUCUUACUUUUACUGUUUGUUUCAUGCAUUGUGCGAUCAUUCAUGCGUUUGUUUGGCGUUUGUGUUUCACGCAUGGCGUCAGGUGGAAAUGUGCAUGGCAUAUCGUACGGUUUUUGUUUUUUUUUGCAUUAACUUUUCCUUUGAUGAUAUCAUUUGUCUCGGUCUUGGACGAAAUUUAGAGACAUCGUUGGAUCGGUGUCACUCAUGGAUCUUGGAAUGGAUAUCACUCGAGACAGGUUUGGGCGGAUAUAUCUGAAAGUAAUUGGCAUCUGUAACGGAUUGAUACUAGAAUUAACUGCGAUGUAUUUUUGUUUAA
Lindgomyces ingoldianus is the source of this 3586-nucleotide messenger RNA. RefSeq lists its product as uncharacterized. NCBI's taxonomy places the organism in Eukaryota, Fungi, Ascomycota, Dothideomycetes, Pleosporales, Lindgomycetaceae. The record is from RefSeq and is a predicted model, not a curated record. The transcript has a single exon. The coding region runs from base 304 to 3210 and encodes 968 amino acids.